AUGGUUCUCAAAAGUAAUUUUGAAAUUCGUUGUAAAAGUAUAAGGAAUUUUAGAAGAUCACGAGAUGGUCAGACGACGAAAGAUAACUUUCAGCAAGUUGAGACUCCGUUUCAGGGGGUACACGUUGAAACCGGGCCUGUGCAUUAUAGCACUUUGAUAAGACCUUUGGGAUUCACAAUCGCUUUUACUUGUGCUAGUGUAGUUGCAACAUCGAUUUGGCAAUAUGAAAACUUAAGAAGUAGAGUUUCUAAUGCAGUACGAAAUCCUGUUGGAUGGAUUCAGAAUAAGUUGCAAUAUCCCACACACAAAGCAAUAGGUUGGAGACGAGACCUAAAUAACUGGUGGAAAAAUCUGUCAGAUGCUGAAAAAUUAUUUAUACCAAUUUGUUUUCUGAAUGUCUUAGUGUUUGGAGCGUGGCGUGUGCCUCAAUUCCAACCGGCAAUGGUUAAAUAUUUUUGCUCAAAUCCUGCCAGUCGUGCAAUUUGUUGGCCAAUGUUUUUGUCUACGUUUAGUCAUUACUCGUUUUUUCACUUGGUAGCAAAUAUGUAUGUUCUGCAUAGUUUUAGUUCAGGUUAG
This is a messenger RNA of Ctenocephalides felis (cat flea), 576 nucleotides long. Its product is annotated as presenilins-associated rhomboid-like protein, mitochondrial. The coding region runs from base 1 to 576 and encodes 191 amino acids. The record is from RefSeq and is a predicted model, not a curated record. The transcript is spliced from 5 exons. NCBI's taxonomy places the organism in Eukaryota, Metazoa, Arthropoda, Insecta, Siphonaptera, Pulicidae. Gene Ontology annotation, molecular function: serine-type endopeptidase activity.